Molecule: messenger RNA, 1362 nt
Organism: Lodderomyces elongisporus
Lineage: Eukaryota; Fungi; Ascomycota; Pichiomycetes; Serinales; Debaryomycetaceae
Gene: CK1b
Product: casein kinase
Exons: 1
Coding region: 1-1362 (453 amino acids)
Biological process (GO): endocytosis; signal transduction; peptidyl-serine phosphorylation
Cellular component (GO): cytoplasm; nucleus
Molecular function (GO): protein serine/threonine kinase activity; ATP binding
Source: RefSeq, a predicted model, not a curated record
AUGUCUCAAUCAUCCAGCAUAGUAGGUGUUCAUUACAAGGUGGGCAAAAAGAUUGGCGAAGGUUCAUUUGGGAUCAUUUUUGAAGGUAUAAAUAUCUUAAACAAUCAACAGGUGGCAAUCAAGUUUGAGCCGAGAAAAUGUGAGGCACCACAGUUGAGAGACGAAUACAGGUCAUAUAGAAUUUUGAACAAUACGCGGGGGAUCCCACAAGCUUAUUUCUUUGGGCAAGAAGGUGUGCAUUCAAUCUUGAUUAUCGACUUAUUGGGGCCAUCUUUAGAGGAUUUGUUUGAUUGGUGUCAUCGUAAAUUUAGUAUCAAGACUGUGCUUCAAGUUUCUAAGCAGAUGAUCCAACGAGUUGAAUCGAUCCAUGAGCAUAAUUUGAUAUAUCGUGAUAUUAAACCUGAUAAUUUCCUCAUUGGAAGGCCAGAUACUGCAGAAGCCAACAAUAUAUUUGUUGUUGAUUUUGGGAUGGCAAAACAGUAUCGAGAUCCAAGGAGCAAGAAUCAUAUACCUUAUAGGGAGAAGAAAGCGUUGAGUGGUACUGCGCGGUACAUGUCAAUCAAUACCCAUUUGGGGAGAGAGCAGCUGAGAAGGGAUGAUUUGGAAAGCUUGGGACAUGUGUUUAUGUAUUUUCUUCGUGGUUCAUUACCGUGGCAAGGGUUGAAAGCACCAACUAAUAAGCAAAAAUAUGAAAAGAUUGGUAUGAAGAAGCAAACUACGCCCAUUAACGAAUUGUGCUAUGGUUUACCAAUUCAAUUUGCCCAGUAUUUGACGUAUGUACGCAACUUGAAGUUCGAUGAAGAUCCAGAUUACAAGUAUCUCAUCGGUCUUAUGGAUAAGGCGAUGGCGACCCUCGGCAUUGAGGAAGAUGGCCAUUAUGACUGGAUGGAUUUGAACAAUGGCAGAGGCUGGGACGCUGCAUUAAAUAAAAAGGCUAAUUUACAUGGGUAUGGCAAUCCGCAUCCAGCAAGAAAAGCGCAUCAAGUACAACACAACAACCAUAACACAUAUCUGCAUCAACAACAGCAAUCGCUGCUGCACCAGCCACUAUUGGGAAGAGCUUCUGCCUCCUACGACAAUUCGAGAUAUAAGAAACAUGGGUAUCAAGCAAUUCAACAACAACAACAGCAGCAGCAGCAACAGCAGCAACCAGAUAAAUUUCUGCAAUCGAUAUUAGCUAUACACAAUGAGCAGAAUCGGUUUAUGAAAAAUGGUGGUGGGAAUAGAGAUAGAGAUAGAAAUGGAGAAGAGGCAGACAUGCGGAAUAGUGGAAAUCGAGAUCUUAUUGGGGACACGUUACAUUCCGAUACUUCCAGCUUUAACAGGAAAAAAAGCCGGUCUUGUUUCUUCUGUUGCUGGUAA